GACGGGGGCACACCACACGCCACGCCACCACGGGCGCGCCAUGGAACAAAAGCAACCCGGCCGGCGAGGACCAGACGACCAGCCCAACCCCAAACCCGAACCAACCCCGCCGUCUCCAUUUCACUCCUCCUCCCUCUCCCUCCCUCUCCUCCGUUCCAAUUCGGUUGCGACUUCAAACCUGCGACCCCACCAACCAACUCUCCCCUGCCGUGCCGUGCCUGCCCGCGCACGCCCCCGCGCCGAGCUUGCCCCGCCGACCCCGACGACGAGGAGCUGAGCGAGCGAGUUGCACGCCGCUUCUGGUCUGAGAUACCUAUCUGUCUGCCUGACUGAUUACCCGGCCGCCCGGCGGUGAGUUCGGCUUCAGCCAUAUCAUAUGGGGUGCGUCUGCUCGAGGCGGUUCCCCGAGGAACCGGCGCCGCCGCGGACGCUCGCCGGCGCCUACACCGCGCGCCGCGGCCGGUACGGGCCCGGGGACUUCGACUCCGGCGAGCUCGCCAUCCCGCCACCCAAGCCGCCCCCGUCCCACAAGGUAUCAGAAACAGGUACAUUCUUGGGAAGAGCUAGCAUUGCUGGUCUGGAAAAGGCUGUUGAGGUGUUAGAUACCCUCGGGAGCAGCAUGACAAGUUUGAAUCAUGGCAGUGGCUUUCUCUCUGGGGGAACGAAUCGUGGAAAUAAAGUCUGUAUUUUAGCAUUUGAAGUCGCAAAUACAAUAGCUAAAGCUUCUGGUUUGUGGAGGUCAUGCUCUGAUGAGAGUAUUAAAGAGCUCAAGGGAGAAAUUUUGCACUCAGAUGGAGUGCGAAUAUUGGUUUCCUCAAAUACCAGUGAGCUGUUGCAUAUAGCUGCUAUUGAUAAAAGGGAAGAACUUGCUGUCUUUUCAAGAGAAGUCAUACGGUUUGGCGACCUCUGUAAAGAUCCUAUCUGGCAUAACUUGGGACGAUAUUUCAACAAGUAUGCCCCUGAAAAGUUAACAACAGAUAAUACGCAUCAGGAUCAUUCAAAGGAGAGUAUGGAGGCUACUGUCCAGUAUUUGAUUAAUUUGGCGCAAAACACUUCUGAGCUCUACCAUGAAUUGCACGCUCUGGACAGGUUUGAGCAGGAUUUUAGAAGGAAAUUUCAUGAAGAGGAGUCUGUGCCAGCGGCUAGACGAGAGAGCAUUAUGAUAUUGCAUAGUGAGCUAAAGCGCCAGAGGAAGAUUGUGAAAAAUCUGAAGAAGAAAUCCUUGUGGUCUAAGACUUUGGAAGAGAUUGUGGAGAAACUUGUGGAUAUUGUAAUCUUUUUGCAUAAACAAAUCCGAGAUUCAUUUAAUGAAGCUGUUCCUGCAGGAACCGACUUCGAUUCCAAGAAUACUCAGAACAAAAGGCUAGGUUCCUGUGGUCUGGCUCUACAUUAUGCUAAUAUUAUCAAUCAAAUUGAAAAUAUAGUUUCUCGGCCCCUUUCUCUUCCUCCUAGUUCUAGAGACAAUUUGUACCAUGGUCUGCCAAUAACAGUAAAGUCAGCUCUGCGAUCACGACUGCAAUCAUAUAACACAGAAGAAGAGCGUACGGUAGCUCAAAUCAAAGCUGAAAUGCAGAAAACUCUUCGCUGGCUUCUGCCGAUAGCAGAAAAUACACUAAGAGCACACCAAGGGUUUGGAUGGGUCGGCGAAUGGGCAAACCUUGGGAGCGACAUGGGCAAGAAAUCAGGUUCCCAGCACAGCAUCACCCGGAUCCAGACGCUGCACCACGCCGACAAGGCCACGACGGAGCACUACAUCCUGGAGCUGGUGGUGCUCCUCCACCACCUGGUGGUCCAAGUGAAGAACCGGGGCUACGGGAACAGCAAGUCGACCAAGUACGAGCGUUCCCGAUCCAAGGGUGGGCCGACGGACCUGCGGCCGCCGGAGACCCGGCACAACACGUCGCCGGUGAGCGCCGCCAGCGUGGCGUCGAGCCCGCUGUCGGACUGCGAGCGCGCGGCGCUGGCCCGGCUGAGCUUCAGGAGGGCGAGCUACGGUCGGAGCCAGAGCUGCGAGCCCCCACCCGAUAGGGCCAGGGGGAGCAGCAAGGCGCACCGGAGCUGGGACUCGUGCCGGAGCCAGGGCAGCUCGCCGGCGAGGGAGCGCGGCAGGGACAUGGCCGUGGACCGUGACGCGGCGAGGGACCUUGAUGUAAUCGAUGGCUUGGAUUUGGAUAGACUGACUUCCUCCUACUCGCACCCGUCAUCCCCAACGUUUUGCUAGAGAGAUGAUGAUCAUCGUAGGUUCUCCUGAUUCUUUUGCUGCUGCUGCUGCUGCUGCUGCUUUGCCCGGCUCAUCAUCGUAUAUGUUGUAUAUGUGUGAUUUGUCUAUAUUUAAUUAUCGUAGUUUACGUACAUAUAUACAUGAUUCCGUGUUGUUGGCUUGUUGCCUGCGAUCGAGUGGGAAUUAUAUAUAAAAGCGAGAUCACAGGUGAUGUUUGAAUUCUUUGAAUUUAACGACAA
Molecule: messenger RNA, 2460 nt
Organism: Setaria italica (foxtail millet)
Lineage: Eukaryota; Viridiplantae; Streptophyta; Magnoliopsida; Poales; Poaceae
Exons: 12
Coding region: 377-2221 (614 amino acids)
Biological process (GO): positive regulation of growth
Source: RefSeq, a predicted model, not a curated record